GACAGAGCUGAGUGGGGCUGAACUAGUCCACAGCAAUGUUAGACAGAGAGGGAGGAAGACAGAAAAAAAACUGAGUGAAAGUAGGAGAGAGGGAGAGGGAGAGAGAGAGAGAGUGUCAGCGCAGAUUGUGCUUACCAAGCAGACUGGAUUAACAGCUGAAACAAACUGGACCUGUUUUUCUCUCUAAAGGUAGAGACUCAACGAUAAUGUGAAUGGCUGUUUAGACGGAGCUGCAUGUCGGUUAGGUACAAGGACAAAAAACUAUGGCAGUCCUAACUAGAUCCUCUCACUAUUCCCAGCCUUUAGUAUGGUGAAGAGCUCUCAUUUGCGCUUAGUUUGGUCAAACUUACCUCGGAUUUACUGGUGUGGGAGGCUCCCCCGCAGUGACAUUGACCCAUAACCCCCAACUCUGCUUUGCAGGUUCUAUCUCCCCAGGAGCUAGACUCUAAUUUUGGCUUUUGACACCUGGAGCAGGGAAGAGUUUGAUUUGGUAGCAGGCAAGACCUACUGUGAACCAGUCUGGACUGACGCACCAGCAUUUAUUCAUAAUCGCUGGACAGCAGGAACAUUUUCUUUACCAACAUUUUUUACUACACUAGAUCUGAGACUGACUGCACUGGAGGCGUGUAUUUAAAGGAUCUCUCUGGCCUCUAUUGCCCCAGGACCAUGGACUCUCUCUGGGGCAGCAUUAUGCUGCUGUGUGGGGUGGUUCUGCUAAGAUCGGAGGGCAGCGGAGCCCAACAGACCAAGAACAACGUCCCCCGGCUAAAACUCUCCUAUAAAGACAUGUUGGAGUCUAACAACCUCGUCACGUUUGAAGGCCUGGCCAACAGCUCGGCUUACCACACCUUCCUGCUGGACGAGGAGAGAGGAAGACUAGUGGUUGGAGCCAAGGACCACAUCUUCUCUUUUAACCUCCUCAAUGUCAGCAGAGAUUAUGUGCAGAUCCCUUGGCCAGCUUCUCCCACCAGAAGAGAUGAAUGCAAGUGGGCAGGAAAAGAUCUCUCGAGAGAGUGCUCAAAUUUUAUCAAGGUGUUGCAGCCAUUCAACCAGACCCACAUCUAUGUAUGUGGGACAGGAGCCUUCCACCCUGUCUGUUCCUACCUGGAGGUGGGCAAGAAACUAGAGGAUAGCGUGUUCAGACUGGAGCCUCGCGUAGAAAAUGGCAGAGGGAAGAGUCCCUAUGAUCCCAAGUUGCUCACUGCAUCCAUGCUAAUUGAUGGGGAACUGUAUGCCGGGACAUCAGCUGACUUCAUGGGUCGGGACUUUGCAAUCUUUCGGACUCUUGGCAAGUACCACCCAAUCAGGACGGAGCAACAUGACUCCCGGUGGCUAAAUGAUCCCAGAUUUGUGGCAGUUCAUCUGAUUCCAGAGAGCGACAACCCAGAAGACGAUAAAAUCUACCUGUUCUUCAGAGAAAAUGCUAUGGACGGCGAGCAUGUCGGGAAGGCCACACAUGCUCGCAUUGGACAGCUCUGCAAAAAUGACCUGGGAGGUCAUAGGAGUCUGGUAAAUAAGUGGACUACCUUCCUGAAAGCUCGACUUAUUUGCUCAGUGCCUGGCAGUAAUGGAAUAGACACACACUUUGAUGAAUUACAGGAUGUUUUCCUCAUGAGCACAAAGGAUCCCAAGAGUCCAGUCAUCUAUGCAGUAUUCUCUACUUCCAGCAACAUCUUCAAAGGUUCAGCUGUGUGUAUGUACAGCAUGUCGGAUAUCCGGAGAGUGUUCCUGGGUCCUUAUGCUCACAGAGAUGGACCAAACUACCAGUGGGUGCCCUUCCAGGGACGUGUUCCCUACCCGCGUCCUGGCACAUGCCCAAGUAAGACAUUUGGAGGAUUUGAUACAACCAAAGACUUUCCUGAUGAGGUUGUAACCUUUGCCCGAAGCCACCCAGCCAUGUUCAACCCCGUCUACCCCAUUAACAAUCGACCAAUCAUAGUCAAGACGGAUGUGGACUAUCAGUUCACCCAGAUAGUGGUGGAUAAAGUAGAAGCAGAAGAUGGCCAGUAUGACGUCAUGUUCAUAGGCACCGACAUGGGGACAAUACUGAAAGUUGUAUCAAUCCCAAGAGGCUCCUGGCAUGACCUGGAGGAAGUCCUCUUGGAAGAAAUGACUGUCUUCAGAGAGCCAACAGCCAUCACAGCAAUGGAGCUUUCAACUAAGCAGCAACAACUGUACCUGGGCUCAGACAUUGGUGUGUCUCAGAUGCCUUUGCAUCGGUGUGAGGUGUACGGGAAAGCCUGUGCUGAAUGCUGCCUGGCAAGGGACCCUUACUGUGCAUGGGAUGGCACCGAGUGCUCCAGAUACUUUCCCAUGGCUAAGAGGCGAACAAGGAGACAAGAUAUCAGGAAUGGUGACCCACUCACACAAUGCUCAGACCUACAACAUCAUGAUGAACUGAAUGGGCGGACGACUCUCUUGGAUAAAACUGUAUAUGGUGUGGAGAACAGCAGCACUUUCCUCGAGUGCAGUGCCAAGUCCCAGAGAGCCAUGACAUAUUGGCAAUAUCAGCGCUCUGCUGAUGACCGCAAACAAGAGAUCAAAUCAGAAGAACGUUUCAUUCGAACAGACCAGGGCCUGCUGAUUCGCACACUUAACAAGAAAGACUCUGGGAUCUAUCUGUGCCUGGCAGUGGAGCACGGCUUCAUGCAGACACUUCUGAAGGUGACCUUAGAGGUCAUUGACUCUGAGCGCCUGGAGGAUCUGUUACAUCGCGACGAAGAGGCCGCCAACGUCCCCGCCCAGGAUCGUUCCUCACUUCAUGAAACUCCAAAUCAGAAGCUGUGGUACAGAGACUUUCUGUCUUUGGUCAAUCACCCGACUCUGAAUAGUGUGGAUGAGUUCUGUGAGCAGGUUUGGAAAAGGGAGAGAAAGCACAAGAGACAGAAAGCUCACCUUGUGCAGCAAGUACAAAUACACCAGCAGCAACAGCAGCAGCAGCAGCAGAAGGUUGUGGUGAACCCUCACACCCACAUGCAUGCUCAAGGGCUGUCAGCCAAGUGGAAACACCUGCAAGAGAGGCAGAAGGGACGCAACCGCAGGACCCAUGAACUGGAGAGGGCCCCCCGCAGUGUCUGACCGAUAAACCUUGACUUUCAACAUCCAAAUCUGAAACCACUCCCUGCUCUCAUCCUGUAACCCUGAUUAACUUGCCCACUUUUCUUCUUCAUACUGAGAUACAGACUUGUUCCGUAAAGACUGGAUAGGAAAGUAAAACUGAAAAAAGGUAAUAUUACCCUGAUCUGCCCGGAUGGUGUGUUUUGUGGGCUGCAGGAAACAGGAUGUCAUAUCACACCAGGCCAUUGGAGCAUAUUAUCUCAGCUGGCCUUUGUGGCCUGAACACUGCAGAAGGACAGUGUCAACCAGCACAAGAACUGGAUGCAUUUACCGCCCUAUAGACUGGACUUACUCCAUGUUGAGAUGGCUGUGUCAGUGACAUUGUCUCAUGGCAUGCUAGUUUGGUGUCUCCAUCACCGUGAAACUAAAGUAGAUACCUAAAAAUACCUGAUAAUUUUUUUUUCUAAGUAUGAAAAAAGAGGAGGUAGGAUUGUAUUAACAGCAUGGAGAGUAAAUGGACUUGCAGUGGAAAUACAAGCACAAAAUAAGCAAAGCUUGUGGAUAGCACAAGAUGGUAUACUUGGUAAUGUCUGGCAAUGCAGUUGGUUAAAUCAGUCAACAUGAGUAAGAAUAAAGCCCAAGCACUGCAAGAAACAAGGAGCAACAGUCACUAUUUGUCAACAAAUAUAAUUAUGUAGCUAAGAUGUGUAAAUACUGUAUUCUGUGAUGUCUCCUCAUGCUAAAGGGAAUGGCUUGCAGUUGUCUUGUUGCUUUAUGUUAUUUCCUCAGAUAGAAAUUUAUUUAAGAAAAAGUUUUUAGAAAGCAGUGAGAUUUUGUACUAGUCUGUGUCUACGCCCUAGAUAAGCUUCCCAAACAAAGUCAGGUUUCAUUAUUCGGUUUUGUUUAUCUUUAUUUUUUUCUUUUGAGUCAUCAUGUUCCUUUCAACAGUCAACAGUCAUUAAAUUAACUGUCACUUUUAGGGAUAUCUGCCAACUGCAUCAUCUCAGUGCAAGAAAUGUCAUACUAAGUUCUUCCAUGUUCAUCUAAUCCAUGUUGUUUCCACUACAUGUGUAUUUAUUGAUAUAAAAUAUGUACAUUGAGAAAAUAUUUUUCGAUGUGCAUUUUUUUUAAUGUCAUUUGUUUGAUUAUUUUGAUUUACAUCACUGAUCUCUUAAAAAUGACUUCAUAAUCACAAAGACUGUGAUAAGACUGGUUACUGAAGUUACUUAUCAAUAUUGGUCACUGUUAUGUGCAUUACAUGCAUCAAAUGCACUGAGCAAUAACCCAGUAUCCAUACCGUAUAUUUUCUUCCACAUUUGUGACCUCUCAUACAUAUUCUUCGCAGGCUGCACAGUGUCAAAGAUCAAUUUCACUGCAUGUAAUAUAAAAAGACACUCUCUUCUGAUUCUCUUCUGAUUCUUCUUAUAACAAUCCUCUAUUAAACAACACAAGUAAACAGGAACCUGGAAUGUAGCUGUGAACAUUAUGUAAAUAUAAAUACUAUGGGUCUAUGUUCAACAAAUAUGACACUAUGUCCUAGUGCAUGUGAAUACUAUUGUAGUGUUCCUGUUUUGCUAUAGCAAUGAUAUACUAGUCUGGUGUUGUCACCGUUAUUUUGUUGUUUCCUUAUGCAGUGCACAAUAUUAACUAUUUCAAAGAUGUACAUAGUAUUUCUGUUAGAACUAAACUGUAUAGUUAAUAAUUCCUGAAGUAGGUAUUCAUUAAAAAAAGAUCUAAGCAAGAUCUCAAUGUGGAUUUAAACUUCCACAGACCAGUUAAUAGCAAUGAACAACAACACUGAACAAUGUUGAGCAUUACAACACAUCAGUAUGUCAGAUGACCUUUUCUUGUGAGUGUUUGCAAGCCUCUUCUGCUUUUGGAAGCCACUAUUUUGGAAGAUGAGAAACAGCUGGAGCCUUUGAACUUGAGAAAGAGUUGUGGAACUUUCAGUAGAGAGGGGGCCUAUGACAAGCCCAUCAUUAUAAAAAGAAAAGGGUGCCCUACUGCAUCUGUCUUGGACAUGCAAUGAAAGAGGAAAUUAGGUGCUGCUGCUGCUGCUGCUUUUUUGGCAUGACGAUGGUGAUGGUGGUG
Molecule: messenger RNA, 5148 nt
Organism: Scatophagus argus
Lineage: Eukaryota; Metazoa; Chordata; Actinopteri; Scatophagidae
Gene: sema3ab
Product: sema domain, immunoglobulin domain (Ig), short basic domain, secreted, (semaphorin) 3Ab
Exons: 17
Coding region: 667-3078 (803 amino acids)
Biological process (GO): motor neuron axon guidance; neural crest cell migration; negative chemotaxis
Molecular function (GO): semaphorin receptor binding; neuropilin binding; chemorepellent activity
Source: RefSeq, a predicted model, not a curated record